UUUUUUUGUUCAGUGUGAACCACAGAGAUGAAACAAAUGCUUUCCACCAGCAAAGUGUCUCAGCGAGGCGGCUGACGAGUCAGACGGAAAAAAGGCACAUGUCCGGAGGUUGCUUUAGCGUGAACUGAUAAGACACACCAUCAGACAGACACAAACUGAGGAAAUCUCCAAAGAUGAACACCUCCAGCAACUUCACAUGUGACGGCAAGUUGUCUGCCGAUUUCCAGUUCUACCUCUUCCCCAUCACCUACAUCCUCGUGAUGGUGUUCGGUCUGCUGGGGAAUCUGGGCGCGCUUUACAUCUUCAUCUUCAAAACGGAGCAGAGGUCCCCCUCGAGUGUGUAUAUCCUCAGCUUGGCGGUGGUCGACACCAUCUUCCUGUGCGUCCUCCCCUUCCGCAUUCACUACCACCUCAACGACAACAACUGGAUCUUCGGGACGGUGAUGUGUCGUCUGACCGGUACGCUCUUCUUCUCCAACGUCUACAUCAGCAUCGCUUUCAUGAGCUGCAUUUGCGUGGACCGUUACCUGGCUACGGUCCAUCCACACACCUACCUGCGUCUGCGCAACACGCGCUGCGCUGUAAUCGUGUCUGCGUGCAUGUGGAUAUUUGGAGGAACGGUCAUUUUAACCUUCAUUUUCACGUUCCCUGACAUGCACAACACCGAGGAGAAGACCAGCUGCUUCGAGAACUUUUCAGAGAACGAAUGGAAGACAAAUCUGGUUCCGUACAGCGCCUUCAGCCUGGUGUUCGGCGCUUUGCUUCCCUCCAUCAUCAUCCUGGUGCUCUACCCGGUGGUGGCGCGUCGUAUCGCGCGGAUCAAGACGAGAACAGCGCGCGGUGCCCAGAGGAUCAUCUACACCAUCCUGGCCAUUACGCUCCUCUGCUUCUUACCCUACCACUUUGUGUACUUCCUGCACCUGCUGUGGAGAACUCAGGUCAUCCAUAACUGCCUGCUAGCUGAUGUGAUCUACAAAGCGAGGCGUAUUACCAUUGCACUGGUCAGCAUGAACAGUCUGUUUGACCCUUUGCUGUAUUACUUCGCCACCAGCUACUGCAAGUUGAACUGCAAAUGGAAGCUGCUGAAGCCGAAGAAGAAGAGAGGCGUCUACAUCAUCUCGGAGAGGUUACAAGCUCAUUAAAGUGAAGAAAAAAAAAAAAACACUUUCUCAGAAUCAACAUAGAAAUGGAGGUCUAUGUGAGUCAUACUGAUAAAGGAAGGACCUUAAUCUAAUUUAAAUGACCACAACACACACACAACCUGGUGGUUUAAGGAAAAAUGAAUUACACAAUCUUUGUACAUAAGUAUAUAUAUAAAGCAAACAAAAGACUUUUUUUUUCCUCAUACACCGUCAGUAGAGAGCUUGUUGUUAUAAGCUGAAAGAGUGAGUGGGUGAGGGAAGGAAAGGAAAAUGUACUAAGAGCAACAUUACCACUAAGAUAAAAAUAGUUGUAGGGUUAAAUGGCAUAGUUUUGGUUAGACAUGUUGCGUUCAUCACCACAGUGUAAUUUCUAGUCAUAAAAACCACUGAGCGGUAGAAGUAUAACAUGUUUACAACAAGGACACAAAGGGUUUAAAGGAUGUAUUCGUGUUUUAUAUCAAGUGGCGCAAGGAGGCUGCUCGAGCGUGCUUCAUGUCUAGGGGAAGGGUUAUGAAAUGAAAUGAUUUUGAGUCCAAGCCUGAGACAAUAAGAGAAGGGAUGAUAAUCACUGGAGUAAGGAGCUUGACUGGGUAGAUGGUAGCAGACGGAAAAGAGUUUUAAAUCAGUAAUACACCGAGGCAGCCAUCCCAUCACAUGUUGUGAAGAAGCAACGAAACUGUGACGCAAUGAAAAACUCGCUGAAGGUUAGUACUCCAUCAUGGAUGCUGUGUAUAAAAUGAAGCGGAAUUCUGUUUUAUCUAGAAACUUUCAUUCAUUCGAUUGUUGGUUGGUGCAAAAGAAACAUGUCAAUGUACUGUAUGCUGUUUCUGCUGCCAUAGUUACCACAGGAAACCAUAACUAUCCAUGAUAUAGAAAACUAAAAGCCCUGUAGGAAGUGAAAAAUAAAACUGUAAUGUAAAAUGUACUGUAUGCCGUUUCUGUUGCCAUAGUUACCACAAAAAAAACCCCUAGCUAUAUACAUUAUAUAUAUAAUAUAAUAUAGAAAGUGUGCUGUGAAUUGAAUAGAUUUCCUGUAGAGUGUAAUACAUAAUUACUGGAACAUUUUAUACCAAUGAUAUUAGUAGGUGUGUAAAUAUACAGAUAUACAAAGGUUUACUGUGCACACACACACACACAC
Messenger RNA from Hemibagrus wyckioides, 2280 nucleotides. RefSeq names its product lysophosphatidic acid receptor 6. The coding region runs from base 174 to 1142 and encodes 322 amino acids. Gene Ontology annotation, biological process: G protein-coupled receptor signaling pathway. Gene Ontology annotation, cellular component: membrane. Lineage: Eukaryota; Metazoa; Chordata; Actinopteri; Siluriformes; Bagridae. The record is from RefSeq and is a predicted model, not a curated record. The transcript is spliced from 2 exons. Gene Ontology annotation, molecular function: G protein-coupled receptor activity; oxysterol binding.